AUGGCCCUUCCUUCCGGGGGGUUGAUCGCUGCGGUUAGGAACAGACGGCGAAGGGAAGAAAUCGAUGAAUGGCAAGAUGAGCCCUUGCUGGUAGAGGACAAGAGGGUCUUCCGAGAACGAGUUCUGGCCAUCCAAGAUGUCCUUGAAGAUAUCGAGUCGAAAAUCCUUUUCAACCCCUCUGAAAAGGAUCCUGAGACAUCAAAAGAGUUCAUGGUGGAUGGUUUGAUAGAGAUGGCAGAAGCGAAAAUCAACAGGUCAGACUCAUACAAGAAGUUGAUGGGCACGACGACGUUCUUCAUCUUGUACAUCGUGCUGUUGUUCAUGCAGCGAGACUACGAAGCCUGCUACGCGAUUGAGAGCUCGGUCAUGAACCUGAUUGUUGGUAAGCUGCCAACAACAGGAUCAGGUGGGUACACGAACUCGGGUGUUGGUGCCAACGGCUUUCUCAGCAACGUGGACGAAUUUUACACCUGGUUGAACGACGCUCUGAUCAAACAAGUGUUCAACGAUCCUGUCUGUGGGGACGGCAAGUGUGAUAGUCCGGAUGAAUACCCUGGGUUUGGUCGGUUUGGCUGCAUCAUCGACUGUGGGAAUUACUUGAAUGUGACAUCGCUCUCUAUCAACCUGGAAGACGUGGUGCAAACAAGUGCCAAGAGCCUCAACUGGGAUCUUUCGACUCAGAGCAUGAUUCAGGAUGCGAGGAAGGGCGGGUUCAAGUACAACAUCUACAGUCAGACCAUGGGAAACUUCUUGUUCGAGACCGAUAGAAAUGAUUCGAAGCUUGUCGUGGACGUGCCUGACGGCAAGUUCAACCUUGUGCUUUAUCAGACGGUCAAGACCAGCGAGCUUGUGGACAACACAGCUCUUAAAGACCUUGGGAUUGUUCCGAGCACAGUCCCAAAGCGGAACAGUUCGAACGAUUUCUCUUAUGGCGACAAGAAGGAGUUCAUCACUGCAUCAUAUUUGUUGCUAUCAGGAAUCAUAGAUUACUGCUUCUCUUCAGAGGCCAUGUUCCUGGAUCCGAAGUGUUCAAACCUAAACAUUCCAGAUGUGCUUUUCCGAGUCAUGGCAAGCUAUGGCUUGAAUGGGAGUAUUACGAGCAAGACAUCUACAAACUCUUUCGACACAGUUGCUGAGGUUUUGUUCUGCAUGUCGGUCCCCAACAGAACAGGAGGGAUCGACUCUGCUGAAAACAUGGCCUUCUUCGGACAGGCUGAAACAACCUGCCCUGCGAAGGUAUCAAGGAGAGCCAGACAACAACAGGUUGUCCUGUGGGAGCAUCACUCCGAGCAAGCAGAGAAGAUGAGAAGAAAGUACGAGGGCUCGAUGACUUCCGCACAUUCGAGGCAGAAGGAUGUCGGGCUGAAGGAGCUCUCCCCAACGGUGAAGUCACGCUUUCCGACGCUGCAGUCACGCAGCAAGUCACUACGAGCUUUCCGACCGAAGCAGAGGCAGACGAAGAGACAAGUAGCGCUCAGGAGCUCAAGCUGCACUGAGAUUGCUGAUCAGGACGCUGGAUAUGUUUACAGCAUAGGGAGCCAAGGGACUGAGGCCUGCUACAUCGUGUCGCUUGCCAACUAUCAGAACAACCUCACCUUCACCGCCGGCGUCGUCAACCUGGGUCCGCCCUCAUCCUCUACCUGCUCCUACGGCAUCACGGCCUGUGCCUGCACUGACGACGCCUGCAGCACAGAGUGCUCGUCCUCUCACGUGACCGUCUGCAACGGUGCCCGGCCGGGAGAGCCGACGCCUACGAUCUCCAUCCCUUCGUGGCGAGCUCGCGUGCAAGUCAUCCUCCCUGACUCGCUCGCUUCCAUCUGCGCGACUUGGGGGGGCCAGGCGUGUCCGACGAGACCAACAGCAGCGACGGUGAAGCUGGUCGACCAGACUGUGACAACCUCCUGCGACGGAGAGAACUUCUUCGUGGACUUUGAGAUCAAGUCCACUACCACCAGCGCCAAGAUCGCCUACGUAGUCACGCUGUGCGACAGUCAGAACGUCUGCCUGAUGCAGCCAAGUUGCACUACCGGGCCCUUCUACUCCAACCCGACGUACGCGAAUGUGUUCCUUGAGACCGCCGAUGUCGAAGGUACCGAUGUCUCCGUCCUCGCCAUCGCCUGCUCGGGGACUCUGCCGAGUGCCAUGGGCACUCCCUUCCAUAUCUGCGUCUUCCCUCCUCCCUUUCUCUCCGCGACCUUCCGCGUGGUGGAGCUCAACAACCAGACCUUUGACGCGAGCGCGAGCUUCACUUGGCUCCAGUCUGCUCUCUCGACGGCUCUCAACGAGGACAAGAGCAGGAUAGCCCUCGGCUCGGCUGUCUUGUCCCAGUCGGCUAACGCCUCUAGCCUCUCCGUCGCUGACGUCACGGUCAAAGUCUUCACGUCCUCCAACCUUGAGGUGGUGGUGGUCGACACGAGCUUCAAGGCCGCGCUCGCUUCCCUCCUCACCGGCUACCCCGCUGCCUUCCCUCACACCAGCCUCUCCCUGCGGUCCUCCUCCAUCUCCUCUCAGCUGCAGACGUCUGGCUUCUACGAGGCUUGUGUGACCCACUACGACUGUCCGGACUCAGCCUUCUGCUACCGAGUCCCUGAUGCCGGGUAUGACUUUGGAGUUUGUCUCGAGUGCUCGUUCUGCAUCGUAGACAGCAGGGACUCUUACACCGGUCACUGCCCGCAAGACAAGUGCCCUGGGUCAGGAGGCUACCCGGAGUGCAUCGACGCCAGCAAGAUCUUGUCCUACUUGGACACGAACUGCAAGGACAACCACGAGUUCGAGGUCUGGAAGUUCAACGCCCGUGGCAAGACCCCCACCGUCAUCCCCCAGUUCCAGCCCAAGGUGCGAGAGCUGACGCCGUACAACCGGAUGGUGGGAGGGAUCGUGAUCUCGCAGAGGAGGAGGAAGGGAGAAGAUUGCUCCCAGGGCAUCCAGAAGCCUGACGUGAAGGCCUUCACUCAGUCCGCCAAGGAGGGAGUCCUGUGCCCCUCGGAGCAGCAGUUUGACUCGAAGCCCUUCGGCUACGACGCGACUUUCAUGCCCUUCAGCUCCAUCUACAACGGAAAGCUCCGGCCCGAGAUGUUCUACGGGCCCAGCGAACGGCACGCGGUCAACGGCACCGACGGCUCCUCCACCCUCUCCUUCCCCAAGGGCUUCUUUCCUCACGAGUACGACGCCAACUGGCUGGACGCGAACCUGGACGGGACCCUGUCGCUAGAGGAGCUGGCGAUGGACAAGAGCUACGAGACGGUGCAUGAGAAGGAUGCGAAGGUUGUUCAUGGGGAGGACAGAAACAGCUUCAAGCUCUUCUUCGACGAGCGGCUGACGCAGAAGCAGGCGCAGGCCAUGGUGGCGUUUGCCAAGGACGGGAAGUUCCUUGACGCUCAGACGCAAGAGCUGCACGUGGAGGUGGUGACGUUCAACGCUGUGAAGAACAUCUUCCUCUACCUCGACAUCUCGUUCAAGUGGGAGACCAGCGGGAAGAUCCCUUGGAACUACAACAUCAAGACCAUCUCCUUCGACCGCAUCCUCUACCCAAGCGUCGUUCAGGCCGUCCUGAUGCUCCUCGUGAUCCUCUUCCUCGCUAUCAACUGCAUACUGGAAAUCAUGGACAUCAUGGUGCAGGCUAGGAAGUUUGCCCUCCACGAGUACUUCGCCGACCUGUUCAACUGGGUUGACCUCCUUCACUUUGUCUUCAUGUGGGGAACUGUCGUCACCUGGUUCGUGCACAGAGCUGAGGUGCAGGGCCUGACCCUCCUCCCCAACUAUCCCAUCCUCUUCUACGGACCCAACUACGACAACAGCACGUCGAGGAGGUACGGGGCAGCGAGGACCUUCGAGGCUCCGCUCUCGGCUACGAAACCAGCGAGCGCGAGGAUGUUUCGAACCAACAACCAGGCAGAGUUCGACUUCCUGAGCCUGAUCCACACCAUGCAGCGCAUCUCCAGCACGAUGCAGGUGUUCUCCUUCUUCGCGGGGGUCAGCGUCGUCCUCUUCGUACUCAGAAUGCUCAAGUCCCUCGACUUCCAGGAGAGGAUGGGGAUGGUGACAAGGACGAUCUCUAACGCUGCGAGCGAUCUCUGGCACUUCAUCCUCCUCUUCCUCAUCGUCUUCAUGGGCUACGCCAUCGUCGGCGUCCUGCUCUUCGGUCAUCAGUUUGAGGGCAUGAAGAACCUUUCGAGCUCCUGCAUCACCCUGGCCAUCUUCAUCCUCAACUUCGACACGUUUUAUUUCUUCUCCUCCAUGUCGCAUGCUUCGGACUUUGCGGCCUUCCACAUCUUUCUCUGGUCCUACCUCUUCAUCGUCUUCUUCAUCCUCUUCAACAUCUUCCUCGCCAUCCUCGUCGACGCGUACGCCAACGUCAAGAGCCACACCGACGGCUCCACCGGCCUCAUCAGCGACUUCUCCUCUGUGGUAGCGCACGAGGUGAAGCGGCUGGUGCUGCCCGGGAGCUCCUUCAUCUCAAACCAGAGGCUGAAGCAGAGGCUGCUGGAGGAGAAGGAGAGGAUGCAGCAGAUGCACAAGGUGAAGCUCGACAUCAGCAAGCGCAUGGCCUACCAGCGCGCCAUCCUGAUCCGAGGAGGAAUCAAAGUCGACUACCAGGAUCUCGAGCUGUUCCUGGGGAGGACGGGAGGAGCAAGGGCGCAUCCUGUGGAAGAGCAGGCUGAGGGGCAGGAGGAUGGAGAAGAGGUCGGGGGGGUGGAGGACAGCGAGGCGAUUCACAACUUGCUGGAUCGUUACGGGGAAGACCUGUCCGAGUUGCAGGAUAGGAAGAACCAGGACUUCAAGCUCAUCCUCGAGAUAGAGAACAUGAGGCGACUUCUCUCCAUGAACGCGCUGCAGAAUCAGCUGGUGGCUCAGCAGAAGAGGAUCGUGCAAGUGAUGGAGGGGAUAGCGCAGAAGAGCUCGGUCACCAUCCAGGAGGAGGAGGAGGAGGAGGAUCAGGAGCAUCUCCCCAGGAUGGAUCUCCUAAGAAGCUGCGACCCGUACUGCAUCCUCUUUCUGGACGGGGAGGGCAGCAGGGACUCGUACAUGAGCAAGAUCAUCAGGAAGCAGGUCAACCCGACGUGGGACGAGACGUUCGAGUGGAAGGUGUACAGCAACAGCACCACAGUCAUCAUCUCCGUGUGGGACAAGGACAAUAUAACCAAAGACGACCUCAUCGGCACUGCUUACCUCGACAUCUCAAAACUUACCUCCACCUUCCCCGACGAGCCCGUCGCGCUUCAGAUUGAGAAUCCGCGAUUUUACAAGAAGCUCAAGGCUGCUCGCAUCUACGUACAGGCCAAGGUGACCAAGAAGGAAGAUGUCGAUGUGAAAGUACAACACUUGGAUGUCGACUUGAUAUGA
Guillardia theta CCMP2712 is the source of this 5343-nucleotide messenger RNA. RefSeq lists its product as hypothetical. The transcript is spliced from 9 exons. The coding region runs from base 1 to 5343 and encodes 1780 amino acids. The record is from RefSeq and is a predicted model, not a curated record. Lineage: Eukaryota; Cryptophyceae; Pyrenomonadales; Geminigeraceae.